Molecule: messenger RNA, 1378 nt
Organism: Salvia hispanica
Lineage: Eukaryota; Viridiplantae; Streptophyta; Magnoliopsida; Lamiales; Lamiaceae
Product: alpha/beta-Hydrolases superfamily protein
Cellular component (GO): chloroplast
Source: RefSeq, a predicted model, not a curated record
UAAAAACAUAACUAAAUUCAAAGAAGUAAAUUAAAAGUUAAAACCCAAAAAUAUCUCAGUGAACUCGGCUGAAUUCCGAUCGUCAUCAAUGGCGGCCGCCGCAUUUCUUCGAAUUCCGUCCACAUCCCUUUCCCUCCCACUCCAAUCCUCCCGCCCAAUCUCUCCCCGCGUUUCCAAAUCCCUAAUUUUCAAAGUCAAGGCAUCGACAUCCGUUGACUACUCCUCCCCGACGAAGCCUCUCUCCACGACCAAUUCCGGCAGCUGGAAGUGGAAAUACGGCGGAAAUUCCGUCAAUAUCCACUUCGAGCGUCUCGAGAACGGCGGCGCCGGCGCCGAUCAGCCACGGAAGGACAUCCUUCUGGUGCCGACGAUUUCCGAUGUCAGCACCGUUGACGAGUGGAGAGGCGUUGCUGAGGAGAUCGUCGGGAGGGACGGCGGCGGGAUCAAUUGGAGCGCGACGAUUGUGGAUUGGCCUGGGCUGGGAUACUCGGACCGGCCGAAGCUCGAUUACAAUGCCGAUGUGAUGGAGAGGUUUUUGGUGGAUUUCGUCACUGCGCCGGAUAGCCCCGUCGCCGGAUUCGUUGCAGAUAACGACUAUGUGGUCUUCGGAGGAGGGCAUGCUGCAACGGUAGCUGUUAAGGCAACAAGAAAAGGUUCCUUGAAGCCAAAGGCCAUUGCUGCCGUUGCACCAACCUGGGCCGGGCCCCUUCCCAUCGUGUUUGGUAAAGACUCGAGUAUGGAAACUAGGUACGGCCUUCUAAGAGGGACAUUGAGGGCUCCUGCUCUGGGCUGGAUGAUGUACAACGUUCUUGUCAGCAACGAAAAGUCAAUCACGUCGCAGUACAAAUCCCACGUGUAUGCCGACCCACAAAACGUCACCCCUGAUAUAAUUGACAGCCGAUAUGCACUCACCAAAAGAAAGGGGGCCCGUUAUGUGCCAGCUGCUUUUCUGACUGGAAUGCUCGAUCCAGUGGGUUCCAGAGAGGAGUUUGUUCGACUAUUCGCAGGACUAGAGGGAAACGUGCCAGUCCUCGUUGUCUCAGCCACGGAUGCACCAAAAAGGUCAAAAGCUGAAAUGGAGGCUCUAAGGGGAGCAAAGGGUGUAAGCAAAUUCGUGGAAGUCCCGGGCGCUCUUCUGCCUCAGGAGGAGUAUCCGAAGGCUGUUGCCGAAGAACUGUACAGGUUUUUGCUGGAGAAUUUUGAAUCGAAAGCUUAAAGAAACUGAGAAAGAGAGGUAAAUCAUCACAUCAAAGUCAUAUAUAUACAUUUCUUUAGUGUGUCAUGCUCUUAUGUGUGAUAGUUUUGUUGGUUAAAAACAUUAAACAUUUACUUGUAGACUUGCAAUUCUGAUGUUAAACGUUCCAUUUGUUUGCUUUGA